GUGUAGAUUGAAACCUCUCAACUCAAUUCAUAAAUGGAACAGAACAAGAAAACUCCCUCCCGCCAUUGUUGCGUUGGGUGACAUGUUCCUCACAAACAGAGACCCCCAACCAAUAUCCAAAAUCUCUCAUCAUCUUCACUCUCUCAUUGCAGAACCCUUUAAUAAUUGGAGGAGAAAACACCAAAAACAACAAAGAGCUUGCAUUUUUAAUUUCCCAUUUUAGCGACGAACAGAGGAACUAUGAAGGGCAAGGCGAAAAGCUCCAAACUGAAGUUUGGUAUUCCUGUUUUCUGUCUCUGCACCCUCUUCUUCUUUGUUGGGCUCUUUGUGUCUCCUAUCAUCUUUCAGGAUUUGGGUGAGGUGGGGCAAGGGUCUAGGAUACUCCAUCAUUCGGUGAAGAAAGAAGAGUAUGAGCCUCUUGAGCAUGGUAAAUCUGGGGAACCUUUUGUUGAUUCAAUUCCAUUUCAGAUUUUAAGUUGGAGACCCAGGGCGGUUUACUUUCCAAACUUCACAAAUGCGGAAGUAUGUGAACAAAUAAUUAAAAUGGCAAAGCCUAAACUUGAACCAUCAAGGUUAGCUUUGCGAAAAGGAGAAACUGCUGAGAACACAAAAGACACUAGAACAAGUUCAGGCGCAUUCAUCAGUGCAUCAGAAGACAAAUCUGGCAUCUUAGACCUCAUUGAGACGAAAAUCGCUAAGGCUACAAUGAUUCCAAAGACCUUUGGAGAAGAUUUCAAUAUAUUGAGGUAUGAAGUUGGCCAGAAAUAUGAUUCUCAUUAUGAUGCAUUCAACCCAGAUGAAUAUGGCAAACUUGAGAGCCAAAGGGUUGCUUCCUUCUUGUUAUACCUGUCAAAUGUGGAAGCCGGAGGAGAAACAAUGUUCCCUUUCGAGGAUGGUUUGAAUAUGGAUUCAGGUUAUGAUUACCAUGAAUGCAUUGGUUUGAAGGUGAAGCCCCGGCAAGGUGAUGGACUUCUAUUUUAUUCAUUGUUUCCAAAUGGGAAAAUUGAUAAGACUUCUCUUCAUGGAAGUUGUCCGGUGAUUAAAGGGGAGAAAUGGGUUGCAACAAAGUGGAUUAAUGAUCGAAAGCUAUUCUACUAGUUUUCUUUCUUAAGGCGUUUGCAAUUAUGUCCUCAUGUUAACCUAUAUUCAGAGAUGCUUCCUUUUUGUGUAUAUAUCGGUGCUACAAAUUUUUCCCUGUAAUUAAGGAUGAUAAAGAGCUGUAACUUAUAGGCUCAAAUGAGUGAAUGAGCAAUCUUGUAUAUAUUUUAUGAUU
This is a messenger RNA of Lotus japonicus, 1273 nucleotides long. RefSeq names its product probable prolyl 4-hydroxylase 9. The record is from RefSeq and is a predicted model, not a curated record. The coding region runs from base 241 to 1098 and encodes 285 amino acids. Gene Ontology annotation, molecular function: L-ascorbic acid binding; procollagen-proline 4-dioxygenase activity; iron ion binding. Gene Ontology annotation, biological process: peptidyl-proline hydroxylation to 4-hydroxy-L-proline. Gene Ontology annotation, cellular component: endoplasmic reticulum. The transcript is spliced from 8 exons. Lineage: Eukaryota; Viridiplantae; Streptophyta; Magnoliopsida; Fabales; Fabaceae.